Messenger RNA from Rosa chinensis, 2351 nucleotides. RefSeq names its product probable E3 ubiquitin-protein ligase ARI8. The transcript has 8 exons. NCBI's taxonomy places the organism in Eukaryota, Viridiplantae, Streptophyta, Magnoliopsida, Rosales, Rosaceae. The record is from RefSeq and is a predicted model, not a curated record. Bases 1245 to 1688 code for a protein of 147 amino acids.
CCUAACAGCCAACUUCUCUACGAAGCACCGGCUUUUUGGACGUAAAAGCAGAAGCCACUCUAGGCCUGCUUUUAGAAGCCAGAAGCAGCGAAGGUUUAAUGAAAUUUUCAAAAUACCAUUGGGUACCGUCAUGAACUUGAAGGAAUUACACACACGACCAGCCUCUUCUCUUCCUCUUCCUCGACCAGUUCUUCUCCCUCAACUCUCUCUCUCUCUCUCUCUCUCUCUCGGUGCUAGGACGACAUCUCGUGCACCAUCGGCGCCUCCACCUUUGCUCUCCCUGGUGGCCACCAUGGUGUCCUGCUCCAGGCUGUGAUUAUGCUAUAGAUUUUAUUGUUGGUAGUGGAAGCUAUGAUGUUACUUGCCGCUGUUCAUAUAGCUUUUGAUGGAACUGUACUGAAGAAGCUCAUCGCCCCGUUGAUUGUGGCACAGUGGCCAAAUGGAUAUUGAAGAACAGUGCCGAAUCUGAAAAUAUGAAUUGAUAUGGAAUAUCUUAGUUAUUGAUAGGAAAGUAAAAUUAUAAAGUUCAAAGAAAGUUAUUUAGAUGUGAACGCUGGACUUCCUUGGACCAUAGGAUUGCAGAUUGCUGAGAUGAUAACCUAUGUGCAGAUAUAAAGCGGUUGCGUGGCCCAAGAUGUACCAUCAUAAUUGUGCUGGCCUGUCUACCCUUGUCCACCUGGAUAUAUAUACUUUAAUUGUAUUAUAGCAUAAGAAUGUAGUUUGUUAGAUAUUGCAGAAAUGUCAAUAUUAAACACUGAGUUAUUAAUGAUUCUAUAAAUUAUUGAAGGGAGGGAAAUAUCUUAACAAAAUCAUGAUAUUUCAUUUCUAGUAUAAGUAUUUUUCCGGGAACAAUAGCUAAGAAAGAUAGGUAUUUGUCUGGGUUAAUUACAGCAGUCAUGAAUUGAAAGAUAAUAUAUGUUUCAAGAUUCCUUCUGUUUUAAAUGAUUUAUUAUAUUUAUUGAAGAGUCUAUCCGAAAUCAUCCUCAAGAACUUAAAUCUCUCUCUCUCUCUCUCUCUCUCUCUCUAUUGUAUCAAUUGGCACAUGGAAAUCAGAGGGCUGGUUGGUUCAAUAAAAAUCUAAACUCCCCAACACAUUAUAAACAGUGGCUGCAAAAAUCCUGUAGUUGUCUGUAUUUAUGUAUAGGCCUCAUUGCUAAGUUGUAUGGCUGCUGGAUUUCAGGAUAUUGGCUAAUUCCAAGCCUUGCCCCAAGUGCAAAUGACCCAUUGAGAAAAACCAAGGCUGUAUGCAUAUCACUUGCACACCACCUUGUAAAUUUGAGUUUUGCUGGCUCUGUCUUGGUGCAUGGUCAGAACAUGGUGAGAGGACAGGUGGCUUUUAUGCCUGUAACCGCUAUGAGACAGCAAAGCAGGAGGGAGUGUACGAUGAGGCAGAGAAACGAAGAGAGAUGGCCAAGAACUCUCUAGAGAGGUACACCCAUUAUUACGAAAGAUGGGUAACCAAUCAGUCGUCCAGACAAAAAGCACUAGCAGACUUGCAGCAGAUGACUGUGCAUCUUGAGAAGCUGAGCGACAUCGUGAUCUGGGUUGUUCUGGCUUCUGGGUUUUGGUGUUUUUGGUGGGUUGAGAUAAGCUACCGUACUCUAUUAAGAUCCUUCUUGAGUCUGCAAUCUGUAACUGCGAUGAGUUUCAGGUUAAGAGCAGCUUUAUUCCAAGUUUUUGGCCAUUAGGUUGCUUUUUCUGCAGUUAUCUAUUUGCAUCAAGUGCAGUUUUCUGGUUUUACGCUGUUUGCUUCUCUCUGCUGGGACUUUCUGGUUCUGAGGCCAUUAGGUGUGUCUUGCAUUUUGAUUUUUCAAUGCUUGGGGUUGAUAUCCAGAGUUGGUCAAUGUUAAUCUAGCAAGUUGUUAGACAUCAGUUUAUGUUCAUAUUCUAUAUAACUUGAUGCUUUACAACAUGUGUGGAAUGAUGCAUUUUAAUUCAGAUACAAAUAGGAGUUGUAAACUAUUUUUCGAGUUGCAGCAGCAAGGAAUUUCUUAUAAAGUUACCGGUUUGUUUCUUAGACCAGAGGGCCAUCAUUAUUCGUUUCAUUAGUGUUGUGAUGGUCCCAGAAAUGUUACUGUAAUCGUUGACAUAUAUGUUUAUAAACUGAGAUGAGAGGGAAAAAAAAAACCAAGGAAAUUAAGCCAAUAUUUAUGGAUGAGCAAGACCACUCUUUUUGUGUUUUCUGAUACUUUUCACGGUAUCUCUGAACAGCAGCUGCAUGUGACAAAAUCGAAUGAUAAGCAGCAAUGUGAGGCUCAGUUUGUGAAAUCCCAGCUGUGCAAUUUCCAUAAGCUUUGGAGCACCGUGCCGGAGUAUUCAUCCCAUUGUCAUAGCCAAGAGCAACCACCACU